Plasmodium yoelii is the source of this 1410-nucleotide messenger RNA. Its product is annotated as testis-specific adriamycin sensitivity protein. Gene Ontology annotation, biological process: peptide modification; carbohydrate metabolic process. Bases 1 to 1410 code for a protein of 469 amino acids. The transcript has a single exon. Lineage: Eukaryota; Apicomplexa; Aconoidasida; Haemosporida; Plasmodiidae. Gene Ontology annotation, cellular component: plasma membrane. The record is from RefSeq and is a predicted model, not a curated record.
AUGGAAGAAAGUAAACGAUAUAUCUCGAAUGAAUUUCUGGAAGAAUUUGAAGACAAUGAAGAAAAUAUAAUUUUAAUAAAAAAAAAAAUUAACGAAUUAUCAUUUCGAUUAAAUAGUGAAAAUGAGAAACAUGCAAAUCAAUCAAUUUAUUGUGGAAUUGGUGGUAUACUAUAUAUGGAUAUAAUAUUGUAUGAACAUAAUAAUGAUUAUAUAUAUUUGGAAUUUGGUAAUAAUAUAUUAAAAAAAAUAAAUAAUUAUACAUGUAAAAAUUGUAUAAGUUUUUUAGAAGGAAAUAUUGGUGUAAUUAGUUUAUCAUGUGUUUUAAAUCAAUAUAUAGAAAAUAAUAAAAGUUUAGAAAAAAAUAUAAAAACAUUAGUUCAAAACAUUAAAGAAAAUUCAAAAGAGUUGUUACAAAUAAAUAGUAAUUGUGAAUUAUUAUAUGGAAAAAGUGGAUAUAUAUAUUCUGUUUUAUUUUGUAAAAAUACAUGGAUAAAUAGUAAAUUUAGAUUUUUUAUAUUAAAAAAUUUAUAUAAUGUUAUGAAUUCAAUAUUUGAAUAUGGUUUAACAAAAGCUGAAAAGCAUUUUAAUAAUACAUUCCUUAGUUUAUAUUUCAAAUGGCAUAAACAAAUAUAUUUAGGAAGUGCACAUGGGUAUGCAGGUAUAUUUUUAAUAUUAUAUAAGCUUAUUAUAUUUUUCUAUAAAUAUAUUAAUGAUUUAUCUAUAUCAUUAAUUUUAUGUUAUAAUGACGAAUUAAUAAAUUUAAAUGAUUUAGACGAAAAUGAAAUAAAUAAAUGUAAAAAUGUAGUUAUUUCAAAACUUGAUGAUAAUAUAAAACUUAUAUAUAAAGUAGUAGAUGAAAUAUUUCAAUUUUAUUUAACCGACGAAUAUAAUGUUUAUUCAUCAGUUAGAAGAAAACAUAAAAGUGAAGAAAAAGAUAAUGUAAUUGAUAAUUUCAAAAAAAAAAAAAAAAAAGAACAAUUAAUUCAAUGGUGUCAUGGAAAUGUAGGAUUUAUUAUUCUUUUGAUUGAAUUAUUAAAAUAUAAAUAUGUACCAAUUUAUUUUAAAGAAAAAUAUAAUCACGAAUUUUUAGAAAAUAUGGGUUAUUUAAUUUGGGAAAAAGGUUUGUUAUAUAAAGGUUUUGGGUUAUGUCAUGGUAUAUCAGGUAAUGGGAUUGUUUUUUUAUAUUUAUAUAAUUUAACAAAUGAUAAAAAAUGGUAUAUUAUGGCAUUAAAAUAUGCUCUUUUUUCUAUCAAAUAUUUUAAAAAAUUUUAUAACAUUCCAGAUAGACCUGAUUCAUUAUAUGAAGGUUAUGCAGGUUUAAUAGUUUUUUUAUCAUUUGUUUUAAAGCCAGAUUUGACAUACUUUCUUGGAUAUGAUUUUCCAAAUAGUAUUAUUUCUACUCAUAUGUAA